GCGGGGCUCAGCCAAUACCGCGGUGGCGGCGGGACGGAGGCGUUUCGCUCCGCUCAGAGGAGAACUUCAACAGCGCGAUCCCAGGCAUUGCUUGGGAAAGGCAGAUAGAGAGGGCAGCGGCGAGGGGUGGCUGUACGACCCUCUUUUGGGGGGGUCUGAUUAUAACAAAAAUAUAUAACACACAUGUGUGGACGCCCCAGCCGCACGAUAGGUCAUAUGUGGACCAUAGGUAUUUUAGAAAGCAUAUAGCUGCAAUAAUACAUCUACAAUGCCUAUUUUACUUUUCCUGUUAGACACGUCCGCUUCUAUGAAUCAGCGCACUUAUUUGGGUACGACGUAUCUGGACAUUGCUAAAGGCGCGGUUGAGGUCUUUAUGAAGCUGCGUGCCCGAGACCCGGCUAGUAGAGGCGACAGGUACAUGCUAGUUACAUUCGAUGAUCCGCCAUACGGAGUAAAGGCAGGCUGGAAGGAGAACCAUGCCACCUUCAUGAGUGAGCUGAAGAACCUGCAGGCAUCUGGGUUGACCACACUUGGUCAUGCUCUUCGCACAGCCUUUGACCUGCUUAACCUCAACCGGCUUGUCUCAGGCAUUGACAAUUAUGGACAGGGCCGAAACCCCUUCUUCCUGGAGCCAUCUGUGAUUGUCACUAUCACUGAUGGGAACAAGCUGACACACAGCUCUGGGGUGCCAGAUGAGCUGCAUCUGCCGCUGAACUCUCCCCUGCCAGGAAGUGAGCUGACCAAAGAGCCCUUUCGCUGGGACCAGCGCCUCUUUGCUUUGGUGCUGAGGCUGCCAGGGGCAACCAUACCAGACAGUGAGCAGCUAGGUAGUGUCCCCACAGAUGAGUCUGCCAUCACCCAAAUGUGCGAAGUCACAGGAGGACGAUCAUAUUGUGUGCGGACGCAGAGGAUGCUGAAUCAGUGUCUGGAGUCGUUGGUCCAAAAGGUUCAAAGUGGUGUUGUUAUUAAUUUUGAGAAGACUGGGCCAGAUCCACCGCUUGUAGGCGAAGAUGGAUCAGUUGAGCCAAGCCGUCCUGCGUCGUCUUUUAGCCCUCAGCCCUGGCACAGUUGCCACAAGCUCAUCUAUGUGCGGCCCAAUCCCAAAACAGGGGUGCCAGUUGGCCACUGGCCUAUUCCAGAGUCCUUCUGGCCGGACCAGAAUUCUCCUACUUUACCACCUCGCUCUGCCCAUCCCAUGGUGCGUUUCUCUUGUGUGGACUGCGAGCCCAUGGUGAUUGACAAGUUGCCCUUUGACAAGUAUGAACUGGAGCCCUCGCCUCUCACCCAGUACAUUCUGGAAAGGAAGUCUCCACACAUGUGCUGGCAGGUGUUUGUCAGCAGCAGUGGGAAGCACAACGACUUGGGCCAGCCCUUCGGCUACCUUAAGGCCAGCACCACUCUCACCUGCGUGAAUCUUUUUGUCAUGCCUUAUAACUACCCAGCCCUUCUCCCACUCCUUGAUGACUUGUUUAAAGUGCACAAACUGAAACCAAACCUGAAGUGGCGACAGGCCUUUGAGAUCUAUCUGAAAACCAUGCCUCCCUACUACCUCUUGCCCUUGAAAAAGGCACUGAGGAUGAUGGCUGCUCCCAACCUUAUUUCAGAAAACAUGGAUUGUGGCCUAAGUUACAGUGUCAUCUCCUACCUGAAGAAGCUCAGUCAGCAGGCAAAGAUCGAAUCAGACCGUCUGAUUGUGUCAGUGGGGAAGAAGGCGCCCCAGGAGACCGGCAUAAAAGUGAAAAACCACUCAAGCUCACUGUCUCUCGCCCACCACCGCGACUUCAAACAACUACUGCAGGGAAUCACAGGGGAAGUGCCCCUUCGCCUGGCAGACGUCAACUUGAAAGAGUUUGCUGGCUUUCAGAUCAGCCUGCUUAACAAGGAUCUAAAGCCACAAGCUUAUCGAAAUGCUUACGACAUCCCAAGACGGAACCUUUUGGAUCAGCUCACCAGAAUGCGAUCCAAUUUACUACGGACCACACAAAAAUUGAUCAGAGGACAAGACGAAGACUACCUGCACAGUAUUCCAGUUGCUCAGAUGGGCAAUUAUCAGGAGUACCUCAAGAUGAUGCCGUCUCCACUGAGAGAGAUUGACCCUGACCAACCUAAACGUCUACACACAUUUGGGAAUCCCUUUAAACAGGACAAGAAGGGGAUGAUGAUUGACGAGGCAGAUGAGUUUGUUGCGGGUCCUCAAAACAAGAAAAGAGGACAUUCGGGUGAUUCCAGCUCAGGUACUGCACUGAAGAGAAGGCGGAGCAUGUCUCCCUUGUUGCGGCGGCCUCAGACUCCACCAGUGAAUGCCAACCACGUAGCAGGGAAGAACCCAUCAGGGGUCACAGGGCAGCAGAGCCCCAUCCAGCCCAUCCCACAACACAAAGGAGCAGAUGGCAACAUUGUGGCAGUUACUGAAAGCAAUGGUGAAGGGGGACUUGGUCCUGAGUCAGGGGACAGCUGGCCUGCUACAGCAGACUGUGCUGCAGGGAGUCCUGACUCCCUCAGCCAGGGGGAGAGGGCUGGGCUGAUUGCAUCUGACAGGGGAGAGGACAUUUGUGGGAUGGAGGACGGGCUAGUUGAGGAUGGUAUGGAUGAGCUGACAGUGGAAGGAAAGCAGAACUGUGAACGACUGAGCCCACAAAGCCAGAAAGAGGUGUUAGUGGAUGCUGACACCAACCGAGCAUUGCCUGAGACCAUAAUCAUAGCUCCACUAGAUGGCAGCCAGGCAGAGUUGCGGACGCGGGUAAUCAAAGAGGUCCGCAAACCUGGCCGCAACCAUACAGCAAUAUUUAGACUACUAGAGGAGGUGAAAGGACCAGUUAAUGUCCAAAGGUACUUCAUUCAUCAUGCUAUCAAAGAGGCUGCAAGGUUCAAGAAGCGGGUGCUGAUCCAACAGCUGGAAACAGCCCUGAUGGAGAUGGAGAAGAGACAAACAACAGCUGCCCGACUCAAUAAUGAUCACGGCAGAUAGUGAAGAGAUCAUGGCUCCGUGCAAAUAAACACAGCCAGAACAGAGGCAAGAGAGGACUCCUGGUUUGAGGACAGGGCAGAGAAGCACCACCUUUGGACAAAAAAAGACCCUGUUUUGUGACUUUGAUAUGAAACAGAGGGGAAACUUAGGCGGAAAAGAAAAAUGUCCAGACUGUAAUUUCCCUGCUGUCCUUGUCCUGUUACAUCACAUCCUGCUAGAGGUGGAGGUUAAGGGGUUUAACUGUAGGAGCGGUCUGGGGCAGAUCUACCGGGGAUGAGUGAAGAGACUUUAAUUAUAUAAUCCUUUUCAUUUUGACUGAUGCCAUCGACAUCCAUAUGGCUCUUGUCUGUGUCCACACAUUGAAUCGCCAGACACUCAAGUACUCCAUACAAUAGGGACACCAUAAGGAAGCAAAUCCUUUAACGGCAGGGGACUGGAUUUUUUUCAUGUGAGGCCUUCACUGCAGCUACUUUUGCCAUGACUUUUUUUCAGGAAAAGGGCUGCAAGACAGCUAAUUAUUACUAUUAACAGCAAAAAGGACCUAUGUUCAGCUGGCCUGAAAUUUAAAUGUUAUUGUACUGUCAGGCUGUAGGUAUACUUUCUACAAGUAAUACAAAGUUGUGCACUGAUAUAGACCUGUGGCUCACAUGAGAAACCAGGUCUACCUCAUAUAUUUACAGUCAUAUCCACAACACCAUCUUUGGAGCCAAUCUGUUGUUUCCUCUACUGAGUGAUUAACAAUGGAGCAUUGUGCUGGCUCGUUUAUUGAUCAAAUGUAAAAAAAAAAAAAGUUAGACAGAGCAAUAUGAAAUAUGUUGAGCAGAACUUGAGAGCCUUGACUGCGAGGACAGCAGCUGUUGGGAGUCCAUUUUAAGAGGCUGGUGUUGAGCCAAAGCCCCCCUCCCCCCUGCACUCCCUCUCCACAGCACUACAGUCACUCCAUUGAUUCCUCCCCAGAAGUCCAAUUGUGUUCAAUGGAAUCUGCAUCUGCCUCGACGCAGUUGACGGUCACCCGUUCACAGCUGGUUGUCCGCCUCCUGCUGCAUUUUACAUAGACAAAAGGAUCCAAUUCUCUGUUUCCCCUUUUUUUUAAAUGAAUAAUGUACACUACUUUUUAAUGUUCAUAAGGACUAUAGAGUAUUUUUUGACAUUUAUUUCAGAGCAUAAAAAAUAUUUUAAUAGUUGUUUGUCAAUUUUGUAAACUGAAAUAUAUAACUGAAAUUUUUAUGAAUCUUACCUUUUUUCAACAAAACAAAAUAAACU
This is a messenger RNA of Lampris incognitus (smalleye Pacific opah), 4231 nucleotides long. It is a transcript of the gene ints6l, whose product is annotated as integrator complex subunit 6 like. The coding region runs from base 269 to 2968 and encodes 899 amino acids. Gene Ontology annotation, biological process: snRNA 3'-end processing. Lineage: Eukaryota; Metazoa; Chordata; Actinopteri; Lampriformes; Lampridae. Gene Ontology annotation, cellular component: integrator complex. The transcript is spliced from 18 exons. The record is from RefSeq and is a predicted model, not a curated record.